AUGCCCAGCACGGCUUACAGCCUCGGGCUCCUGCUGGCCCUGGCAAGUGCCAUGGUCACGCAGGGCUGCGGGGAGUGUCAGUCCUCCUGCAGUGGCACUGCAGACAGACCGGUGACACUGCAGGGGGACGAGUGGCUGACACACACGGCUCCUGGUGACCCGCCCUCAGUGGCCGAGGGCUGCCAGGCUACAGCCACCCACGACCCCCUGGUCCAGGAGCUGCUGCGGCGCAUGGAGAAAUCCAUCAAGUGUGGCAAGGCACCGAACCCCAGCAUCCUGCUGGCCAUGAACCUGGCUGGAGCCACUGACGGCCACGUCCACAGCCGGCUGCUCCAGGAGAUAAAGGAGAACGCAGUGGAGAGAGCCCAGACAGACAUGACCUCAGGAGAAGUGGCUCUGUACAUCCUCGCCCUCCUCUCCUCCUGCCAGGAUCCCCGGUGCGUCCAUGCCAUGGGGAAGACCAUCAACCUGAUUCCCAUCCUGAAGCAGAAAAUGAGUGAGGAGAUCAGCAAAAAAGAGAUCACCUGGUACAGACAGAGCCUGGACAUCCUGGCCCUGUGCCUGGUGAAGGAAUACGACAACCAAGAUGCGGUUGGGGCCGUGGCCACGGAGUUGCUGAACACCAACAGCUCCCUCAGUGUGGACACCCAGGCCAUGGCGGUACUGGCGCUGGUGUGCGCCUACAACCACACAGACAAGCAGGAUCUGGUCCAUGACGCACUAAAGGCGGUGACCAACAACUUCCUGGAUGAGCAGAAGAGCGGGCAUGGCAUGAUCGGGAACAUCUACAGCAUGGCGCUGGCCCUGCAGGCUCUGCAGACCUCGAGUGAGUUUUACGCCCCCCGGCAGUGGGACCGUGCCCAGGCCUUCUCUGUGGUUUAUGCCCACGACUACCAGCAGCCCAUGGCCAUCGCCCAGGUGCUGCCAGCCCUGGUGGGCAGGUCCUACCUGGAUGCAGGUAGGUGGGGACACAACGUCCCCGAGCCAAUGGCUGCCCCUGUCUCCAUGUGCCAGGUGCCCUCCCUGCCCCUCUCCCCACCCACAGCUCCCAUCACGGUGCAGUUCUCCAUCACCAACACGCUGAAGAAUUACUUCCACUACUCCACCUCGGUGUGUGUCCCACGUAACUCCACGCUGCUUCACGUGAUGAAGGUGGCAAUGAAGGAGAAACCUGACAUCUUUUGCUUCAAGACAAAGCCGACAUGCUGGGGUCCCUUUGUGACCUCCAUCCACAGGCUGGCUGGCAACGACACCGAAAGGACCUACUGGCAGUUCUUCAGCUGCUGGAGUCCUCUCCAGGAAGGUGGGCACCAAGGGGGGCGUGGGGCACAAGGGGCUGCGCUUGGGGGUCUCCAUGUCCCAGCCUCACUCCUCCCUCUGCUGCAGGGGUUGGCACCUACAAGCCAAAAAACUGGGAGCACGUCCAGGCUAUUUUCAGCACCUACUGAUGCCACCAAGACACCCUGGACCCAUCCACGGAACAAUAAAGUGCCAUUCCAGCAUGUCUCUGUGUGUUUUGUGUCCCUGGGAGAAAACGCAGCUCACAUUCCUUUAGUCUUCCUUCCAGCUGAAUUCCAUGAGCUCAGCUCCUCUCCUUCUCUUUCCCAGCACCGCACACAAGCACAGCCUCACCCAAACUCCAUGGAGUCAAUUCCCCCUGGACAUCAACAAAGCCUUUCCCCAGCAGCCAUGGGCUUGUUCCUGCAGCCACAUUCCUGGGCUUCAGUUCAACCUAUUGUGAUUCCCACACAAGCUCUCAUGGCAUUAAUCACGUGCAAUUAUCUCUGA
This is a messenger RNA of Prinia subflava (tawny-flanked prinia), 1788 nucleotides long. RefSeq names its product cobalamin binding intrinsic factor-like. The transcript is spliced from 7 exons. Gene Ontology annotation, biological process: cobalamin transport. The record is from RefSeq and is a predicted model, not a curated record. Lineage: Eukaryota; Metazoa; Chordata; Aves; Passeriformes; Cisticolidae. Bases 1 to 1788 code for a protein of 595 amino acids. Gene Ontology annotation, molecular function: cobalamin binding.